GAAAGGAUAUUUGACCCGAGGGAAGGAGGAAAGGAGAGCCAGUGUAGAACCGGGAGAAGGUAACUCCUGCUCCUCCUGGAUGAACGUAAUUAGUUAAAUCUCCACUCCUCUGCAUCUGUGGAGAAGACACCUCCUGACAUUUCUGUAACGACAAAAGAGCAGGUUCUCUCUAGGAUGGAAAACAGAAAAGAUAUCACAAACCAAGAGGAACUUUGUGAAAUGAAGAUUAGGGAGAAGAUGGAAGAACAUGAUCACUUGACAAACAGCUCAAGAGAUAGCAGCACCCCAAAGGCACCUGACCUCUUCCAUUUACAUCAAAUGACUGGCUUCGAUGGGUUUGUACCCCCCGAUCUAAGGCACAAACAGGAGCUCUUUCCACAAUGGCGUUUGCCCAUUAAGAUGGCGGCCACCAUAGCCCUCAUAACCUUCCUUUAUACUUGCCUAAGGGAUGUCAUCCACCCUUUUGUAAUGACUCGAGCACACUUUUUCUAUAAGAUUCCAAUCCUGGUCAUCAACAAAGUUUUGCCAGUAGUUUCCAUUACUCUCUUGGCACUGGUUUAUUUGCCAGGCAUAAUCGCAGCUGCUUUCCAACUUCAUCAUGGAACCAAGUAUAAGAGAUUUCCGGGUUGGUUGGAAAAGUGGAUGCUGGCAAGGAAGCAAUUCGGCCUCCUCAGUUUCUUUUUUGCCUCACUACACGCAAUUUACAGUUUGUCCUAUCCAAUGAGGAGGUCUUACAGAUAUAAACUGCUAAACUGGGCGUAUGAACAGGUCCAACAAAAUAAAGAAGAUGCCUGGGUUGAGCAUGAUGUUUGGAGAAUGGAAAUUUAUGUCUCUCUAGGAAUUGUGGGACUUGCUUUGUUGGCCCUGCUGGCAGUGACCUCCAUUCCAUCCGUCAGCAACUCCCUGACCUGGAGAGAAUUUCACUAUAUUCAGAGCAAGUUGGGAAUCUUUUGCCUUUUACUGGGCACGAUUCACGCAUUGAUUUUUGCUUGGAACAAAUGGGUGGAUGUAAAACAGUUCGUGUGGUACACCCCUCCUACUUUUAUGAUAGCGAUUUUACUUCCUGUUGUUGUCCUGAUGGGUAAAGUCAUAUUGCUCCUUCCGUGCUAUAGGAAGAGGAUACAGAAGAUAAGGCACGGCUGGGAAGAUCCCACUAAAAUCAACAAAGCUGAGAUGGCUUUCCAUCUGUAGAACACAUGGAUUUUUGCCAAAUAUUAAAUUCUCCUAUUACAAAGCA
Phascolarctos cinereus (koala) is the source of this 1237-nucleotide messenger RNA. Lineage: Eukaryota; Metazoa; Chordata; Mammalia; Diprotodontia; Phascolarctidae. The record is from RefSeq and is a predicted model, not a curated record.